UUCAAAUAAACUCAACCGACAGCCAACCCUUCACCCUGCUCCUGUGACGGAGAGACAUCAUCAUGCUGUUGUUCCUCUUCCUGUUGGGUCUGGCUCUGGGUGCUGUGUCUCCUUCAGAUGACCCUCAAGGGAAGCUUGAGCGUGGCAGCUGUCGCCCUUUCUGGUACUCCUUCAACAACCGCUGCUACAAGUAUAUCGCCACAGACAUGGACUGGGCUGAUGCAGAGCUCCACUGUGUGUCAGAGGGAGCCAACCUGGUGUCUAUCCACAGUAGAGAGGAAGAUAAUUUUGUCAAAUCACUGAUCAAGAACUACGACCCUACUGAGGGAUGGACCUGGAUCGGACUCAGUGACACCCAGAAGGAGGGAAGAUUGAUGUGGUCUGAUGGGUGUGCAGCCAAGUUUGUCUCUUGGAGUUCAGGACAGCCAGACAACACUGGAGGAACUGAAGACUGUGUCCACACCAACUAUGGUCCUGUUAACAAAUGGAAUGAUUUGCCAUGUUCUAAUACUCAUCCCUCAGUUUGUGCAUCUCGCAUAUCUUGUCCUUAGCAACUGAGAUGUUACAUAUGUCUGAUUGAACCAGGUCACUGUAAAACUGUUACUCUGUCUGUUAACAUGCUUUGGACCACAAUAAAGACAUGAAUGUACACUU
Trematomus bernacchii (emerald rockcod) is the source of this 654-nucleotide messenger RNA. RefSeq names its product lactose-binding lectin l-2-like. The transcript has a single exon. NCBI's taxonomy places the organism in Eukaryota, Metazoa, Chordata, Actinopteri, Perciformes, Nototheniidae. Bases 63 to 551 code for a protein of 162 amino acids. Gene Ontology annotation, molecular function: signaling receptor activity. The record is from RefSeq and is a predicted model, not a curated record.